GGUCCAAGGUCACAAAUGUUGAUUCCAAAUGUAUAUUCCAGUUCCAGAGCUAUUCCAUAUACAGGAAAUAUGCGCACUGUACACAGAUAGCCUUCAUACAUACUGCAUUAUACAAAGCUAGUAUGAGCAGAAUGGUUGUACAGAAUUCCCAGCUCACUGUCAUAACCAAUGAAAGGCUGCAGUGGUCCUCACGUGAUCUAGAAUGCGGAAGCCAACCACUGUUUUGUACUUUGUACACAACAUUCCACGUGUUUUGCUACUGUCCUUUUGAACUGGACUGUCUCUUUUUAUAUUAGAAAAUGGCAAUGUCAGCGCUCGUCCACGUUCUCAUACCCUUCCUGCUUUGCAUUGCGCUUGCAAACACUCACAUUUUCGACAAAGUUUUGGUGGAUGUCGCGUAUGAUCACUAUGCGGAAAAGAGAGUCGACAACCUUCCUGCAUUCUGGCAAUGCCCGUUUAACUGUCUGAUAAACUUGGGAUACAUAUUAUUAGGUAUCUACUGGAUCUUGCAACCGAUGUCAGACAAUAGAGACACCUGUGCAGCCGUCUACACCAAAGACGUGUUUGCGCUAAUGGCAGUGACAUAUGGACCGGUGCAGUGGGUCCGCUUGGCCACCUUGCAGCACGCGCCCUCUGUUUUGGACCAGUGGUUCACUUUACAUAUUUUUUCGUGGGUGCUGGUGUGGUGUCAUGUCGUUGACAAAGGAUGGUCGUCCCCUUACGCCUUGAUGGUGGAAUCGUGCUCUGUCCUCAGCUAUGGACUGGCGCUCUUUCACGACCGAGGGUUUGAAGUAGCCCUGGGUUGUCACAUCGCCUUCGCUGUGUUCAAAGGCGUCCGAGCGCAGGUGAACCUCGGAGACACUGCGUCCAUGCGCUACCUCUGCUUGGCCCUGCUGUCCUGCGCUGGUUUCGUGGUUCUCAAGCUUCUGGAUCAUUCUCUUGCAGAGUACUGGGUGUUUCAAAAUCUCACUGGACAUUUCUGGUCCAAAGUUUGCGACAUUCUGCAGUUUCAUUACAGCUUUUGUUUUCUCACCCGCCUUAGUGAAAAUGCACACAACGCUCUCAUAAAUGCACGUACAUUUAUUCAGCUGAGUAAUAAGGCAAUGAACAUGACAUGUACGAACCCUAAUUUAGUCUUGUCUUCAACAGUAAUAUUAUGUCACAGACAUGUACAAAUUCUAAUGAUUAAUGUGAUCAAAGAUUUGUAAAAUCACAAACUAAUUUGAUGCUCUUCUUUGUUCAGUUUUAUGUUCAAAACAGUGUCAGAAAAUAACUUUGUAAUUAAUAGAGUUUUAAGGAAAACUGUCAAAUAUGUGAAAUACUAAUUUGGGGACAGAAAGACAAGAAUUGCAAUAUUAUAUGCAAUAAUACAUUUCAAAAGGCUAUAUGAUCUCAUUGAAUAAACUUGAGCGCUGCAUGUUU
Cyprinus carpio (common carp) is the source of this 1422-nucleotide messenger RNA. It is a transcript of the gene tmem187, whose product is annotated as transmembrane protein 187. NCBI's taxonomy places the organism in Eukaryota, Metazoa, Chordata, Actinopteri, Cypriniformes, Cyprinidae. The record is from RefSeq and is a predicted model, not a curated record. Gene Ontology annotation, cellular component: transport vesicle.